AUGGCCGCCCCGACAGAGGCGCAGCUCGCACACCAGCAGCUCAUCGAGCAGCUCGACAUCCACUCCAUCCACAAGCACUUCCGCAACCCCAACUGGCGGCCCAACCAGCGCCGCAACAAGAACCUCAAGGCCAUCGUCGGCGACGCCUCCAGGAGGGAGGCCUCGGCGCUCGCCACCCCGCAGGACGUCUCGGGCAACGCCACGCCCGCCGCCGACGACGGCCUCUCCACGAGCGGCACCUCGACGCCCGCGCUCAGCUCCAACGACAACGCCAACGGCAGCAACCCGCCCAACCUGGCGCAGGCCUCGCGCAGCCUCUCCAAGCUGGUGCUGGAGAAGAGCCUCAAGACGGGCGGCGCCGGUCCCGGCGGGCUGGCCGUGUCCGCCCCGAGCGCGACCUACACCAACAUCGAGUCGGCGCCGUCGCUGGCGCACUCGAAGCACUACUGCGACGUCACGGGCCUGCCGGCACCCUACCUCGACCCGAAGACGCGGAUGCGGUACCACAACAAGGAGGUGUUUGGGCUGAUCCGGUCGCUGCCGCAGACGUCUGCCGAGAUGUUCCUCGAGGCACGCAGCGCGCACACGGUCCUGAAAUGA
This is a messenger RNA of Purpureocillium lilacinum, 600 nucleotides long. RefSeq lists its product as uncharacterized. The record is from RefSeq and is a predicted model, not a curated record. NCBI's taxonomy places the organism in Eukaryota, Fungi, Ascomycota, Sordariomycetes, Hypocreales, Ophiocordycipitaceae. Gene Ontology annotation, cellular component: Ino80 complex. Gene Ontology annotation, biological process: chromatin remodeling.